UCCAUCUGGCCUUACUUUGCUGGCUGUCCCUGUUUCCGGCUGGAGGAAGGAAGGCCUCUGGUGCUGGGAGUGUGCCACAGUGAAGCACAGAUAACGGACGCCCCUGUCUCUUACGCCUUACCCCGCCUUGACUUUGACCCUGAACUGACGCAACGUUUCCAGCGUUUACACGGCGUGUAGAACUCCGCAGUGGGGCACAGGGCAGCGACGGGCUUCCAGGAAGAAGGCGUGAGGAAAACGGCAGGAAGAAAUCGCCAAUUUCCUAACAAAAUGGAGACCUCGAGUUCGGCGAUCGAGAUGGAGGAGCACCACGAAGGCGAGAACGGGAAAGAUUUGGGUCAGGCAUCGGAUGCUGCAGUGCACAACGGUAAGAUGGAACCUGCCGAGGAGAAUCCAGACUCCUCCGACAUCACGGAAUCCACGCGGCCGAUCUUCAUUAUGGACGAGCCGAUAGAGGAGCCGUCGGCGACCUGCUGUGGCUGCGGGGAGGAGAACAAGGAGCGCGGGAACUGGACGUGCCAGUGCGAGAUGAUCCUCACCUCCAUCGGCUGGGCGGCUGGGCUUGGACAGCUGUGGAGGUUUCCCAUGCUGUGCUUCAGGCAUGGAGGAGGGUUUCUUGCAGUGUGGCUGGUCAUGCACAUUGUAUUGGGUUUCCCUCUGGUCCUGUUGGAGAUGACACUGGGACAGUUCACCAGUCAGGGGCCGCCUCGGGCGUGGAGGGGAGUUCCACUCUUACAUGGUGUUGGGUUUGCAGUGGUUGUCAUGAUGUCCAUCCUAGCGAUAUACCAAAACACCAGCAUGGCGUACAUCCUACACUAUUUGUUUGUGGGCAGUCUGCGUGAUCUUCCCCACAUGGUGCGCUGUGACAACUACUGGAAUACUAUGGAGUGCAAUGAUUAUGGCCUGACCAACAUGACCGGGUGUCGUGAAGUGGCUGGCUUCAUGUGGUACGAUGACAGCACGGGACACUGGCAAAACUACACACAGUGUCCAACAAAGUCUGCCCCUGAGGAGUAUUGGAGGAACUAUUUGCUGCAGCAAUCAGAUGGUCUGGAGACCAUGGGGGCAGUACAGCCGGGUCUGGCCGGGUUUCUCUUCCUGUCCUGGCUCAUGGUGUUCCUGGUGCUAGCGUUUGGUAUCAAGUCUGCUGGCAAGGUUGCAUACCUGACGACAACCAUACCCUUUGUGCUUCUGGUGUUCCUGUUGUUUCGAGCCAUGUCCUUGGAUGGGGCAGUGGAGGGAUUGAUAUAUCACGUGACUCCAGUUCCAUAUGCAGGCUUUGAUAGGACAGACCUGUGGGUUGAUGCUGUGAUGCAGGUGAUCUACUCCCUGGGUGUGGGGUGUGGCUGUUACACCACACUCAGCUCUUACAAUAGGUUUCACAACAACACAGUCAGAGAUGCAGUGCUGGUUGUGUUUGCCAACAUUUUGGUGGGUAUGCUGUGCCUGUGCAUGUCUGCAGGCUUUCUGGGCUUCCUCGGCAAACAGUUAAAUGAGCCCAUAGAAAAUCUAGUGUCUUCAGGUCCCCACCUGGUGUUUGUUGUGUUCCCCCGUGUGCUGGGGCUGCUGCCUGCCUCCUACCUGUGGUCCAUCCUGUUCUACCUGACUCUGCUGCUUCUCGCCUUCAGCUGCCAGUUUGUAAUCGUGGAGACCAUUGUGACGUCACUACUGGACCUGUUUCCAUCAGGCAACAACGGCACAGGUGGCCUGUGUAACAGGCGCAUGCUGCUCCACCUGCUCCUCACCUUCACCAGCUGCAUCCUCUUCUUCCUGCUGGGCCUACCGCUGGUCACACAGGGUGGGCUGUACCUGUACAACCUGCUGGAUACUUUUGUAGCCUCUGGGUUUGUCAUCCUGCCCAUCCUCCUGCUGAAGAGCAUCGGCAUCUCAUGGUUCUAUGCGAUCAACCGUUGGGGCCGUGACCUGAGCCACAUGCUGCAGUACUCGUGCUGUUACUGCUGUAAUAAGCUAGUGACAGUGGUGUGUCAGGUGUGCUGGUGUCUACCCAUCCCCCUGUACCUCGUGGGUUGUCUUUUAUGGACGUCCCUAUUGUGGCCCAAUGAGGUAUAUUUUGAGAGCUACAAGUACUCAGAUGGACAUGUAAUAAUGGGUUGGCUCAUUGUCGGAGUAGAGCUGGCUCCCAUUCCUCUUGUUGCCAUCAUCAACUGCUGUCUGGCAUGUUGUGUCAAAGGUCGCACCAUCAUCAGACCCCCUGCGGACUGGGGACCGUACCUCCAGCAGCACCACAGAGGGAAGAGGCGUGGCAAGGUGCUGAGUCAGCCCCACAUCCCCCCCAAACCCACCAUCAUGGUCGUGGACUCAACCGUCACCAGCUUGUGAUAUGCCUGCAGUAGACACUCAGACUAUUCCAUUAUACAAGCGAUGAAGAGGUAGUCAGCUAGCUUUGCACAUUGUCAAAAUUCUUCCAUCCCACCCUCUUUAAUGGAAAAAAAUAAAAAACACUCUGAACUUUUAAACCAGUUUGUCCCAAAUUUUUAAACACAGUGAAUUUUUCAGGCAUUUUUCUUAGGAGAACAGAAGUAGAGGGAUAUUUUAUGCUUAUUGCUGUAUCCAUUGUUGCCAUGGUGCAGCAUUUUAAUAUUGUAUGAAAUUAGAGGCGCUAGGAAACUUUUAGAUGUUAACUUCAAAGGUUUUACGUAAAUUAUGAUAUGGCUGCCUUAAAACCUGAGUGCCUGGGUACCUCAAUAUAAUGUUGCCAUGAAAAGAAUGGGAUUAUGUGCCUUUUUGGAAUGUAAGAACAAGUAUUUUUAGUCUUUGCAACGUAAGAAGCAUUUUUAAUCUUUGGAAUGGAAACAUCAUGAAUUGAGCCUAUGUCAUCUGCCUCUCUAUGAUGAUGGUUGUUCUUAGUGCCAUAGUAUGAUGAUUAGAGUGAAGAAACCUUGAGAACCCCAUCUAGACUGUAAACUAUUUAUGUUCUGAUUGCACAGUUUGUUAUGCACUAAUGAGUAGAUUUACUGAUGUAGACUUUUAUUUAAAUAUCGAGAUGGCCACAACAAGGUAGAAGUCUAUAAUAUUAGUGAUGAGUUGUGGUUCAAAUGAUGUUGAAUGAUGAUACCAGAGUAGUUAAGUUGAUAGAGAUUUAUUAAUAAGCUGUAGAGUAAUCUAGGCUUUGUAAGUGUGAAUACAUGAAGGUGUAAAUAUGUUAUUAUAAAAAAAAGGAACAGUGUUAAUGAAUAUGAACUGACUGUGAAACAGUUGUGUGAACAUGUACUCUGUUUUUGUGUAAGGAUUUAAAGAGCCAUGGAUUUGAAUAUAAAUUAGACUGUUUUGGGUCCGGAUAGGCCCCGUUUAAUGUUUUUCAGCAGUGCAUGACAAGCUGUAGGAGUGAAGUCGUUGUGUCUGAAUGUUUGGAACAAAAGUUUGUGGACUGAUGUCAGUAGGUAUUUGUUAUUGCCAUGUAUUAUUGGAAUGAUGAUAUGUUCAUGUAAGGCAUUGUUAUGUUCAGACAUUGUACAGUCCUUUUAUUGUGUGCUGUCCUCAACAAAUUAUUAACAUUUGAAAAUUUGGUUUACAAGAUUUGUGCAUAAACAUAAGUAAGGACAUUUCAACUUCAGAUAGUCCUUGAUAUGGUUUGUACUUUGGAACACCAUGUUAUGCACAUUGCAGUCUGGGUAUUAGUUGUAAGGAAACACCUGAGUUGUUCAGAGGUUUAUGAAAGCUAGCAUGGUAAGCCAUAGCCAACUCCAACAUGUGUAAGUAACAGACAAGUAUCUGGACAUGUAUUGAUAAAAAAGUGUUCUACAGGUUCUGUCAUGUUGGCUUUCUGCAGACACUAGUAUCACCAGUGUGAAGGUACAUUAUGAUUGAACUGCAGCAGUGGCUGUAUUACAUGUUACUCUUGUAACAGGGUUUGGCCUGAAGUUCCCACCAUAAGAUAAAAUGUUUUCAAAGGUGAUAAGAUCUGAUGACUGUACUAUCCGCUUGCUUAAGUGAUGUGAUGUGAGUACCUGAUGUAAACUGUACAUGUUGCACGUACCUGUUUAUAUUGUUUGUCAUCUAUGUGUAACUACAGUAAGGCAAUGUCUUGUCUGUCAAUUAUCUAAUAAAGAAAAUACUACUGACCACUGGAGUCAUGU
Messenger RNA from Branchiostoma floridae (Florida lancelet), 4097 nucleotides. Its product is annotated as sodium- and chloride-dependent glycine transporter 1-like. Gene Ontology annotation, biological process: sodium ion transmembrane transport; glycine import across plasma membrane; synaptic transmission, glycinergic. Lineage: Eukaryota; Metazoa; Chordata; Leptocardii; Amphioxiformes; Branchiostomatidae. Gene Ontology annotation, cellular component: membrane. The coding region runs from base 271 to 2340 and encodes 689 amino acids. Gene Ontology annotation, molecular function: glycine:sodium symporter activity. The record is from RefSeq and is a predicted model, not a curated record. The transcript is spliced from 15 exons.